Molecule: messenger RNA, 793 nt
Organism: Ceratosolen solmsi marchali
Lineage: Eukaryota; Metazoa; Arthropoda; Insecta; Hymenoptera; Agaonidae
Product: chymotrypsin-2-like
Exons: 3
Coding region: 50-793 (247 amino acids)
Biological process (GO): proteolysis
Molecular function (GO): serine-type endopeptidase activity
Source: RefSeq, a predicted model, not a curated record
AUAUUUAUAUCCUUUAGAUAACAAAUAUGAAGUUGGUGACGCACAUCCAAUGCAUGGAGUAAACGUUAGAUUUGCUCGUGAAGGAGAAUUUCCUUUUGUUGUAUCCAUUACAAAUACGAUCCAGAACAACCAACGACCAGAAGCUAAUCAUGUUUGCACAGGAACUCUUGUUUCAAAAAGAGAUGUUGUAACGGCUGAUCAUUGUGUUUCAACUUUUACUGAUCAAACAAUCACAAUUAUAGCUGGAAGUCAUGACAUAAGGCACGGAACAAGAUAUGGUGUACUUUGGUGGUUAUCUUACAAUCAAUUUAGUACAAUUCAACAUUCAAUACCUGUAUAUGAACAUAAUGAUAUAACGAUGAUAAGGUUGAAUCAAACAGUCCCGGAUAAUAUUGUACCACCACCCAUAUCAUAUGUGGCAAAACACGUUAUGUUACGAUCAACACUUCAAACGGCUGGAUUUGGCGUUACAAGUAAUCUGCUGAUGGCUGGUUUGAUGGAAACCGCCAAGUUGAAAAUCAUACCAAAAGAGCAAUGUGAACAGAGGUUAUCUGACCUCUUAAAUGCUGCUGUUGUAUUAGAUGACAAUAAAUUUUGCGCUGUAGCAGAUCCAUUUGUACUGUUGGACAAUAAAAACAGUGGUUCACCUGUUUUAUAUAGAGGCCAACUGCUAGGACUUCACAUUGAAACGUAUCCUUCACAUUUAAAUAUUUAUGAUCCAAGAAGAGUGAAUAUUUUAAUUAGUGUUCCUUAUUAUAGAAGAUUUGUUGAAGCAGUUAUUAAAAAUUAUUAA